Messenger RNA from Siniperca chuatsi (mandarin fish), 8204 nucleotides. RefSeq names its product NLR family CARD domain-containing protein 3-like. The coding region runs from base 899 to 4369 and encodes 1156 amino acids. The transcript is spliced from 13 exons. NCBI's taxonomy places the organism in Eukaryota, Metazoa, Chordata, Actinopteri, Centrarchiformes, Sinipercidae. Gene Ontology annotation, molecular function: protein binding. The record is from RefSeq and is a predicted model, not a curated record.
GAGAUAUUUCAGUCUGGACCAAAGCGGUGGACUGAAAGGCUAAAGGACAUUGCCAGUUAGCCAGUUAGCUUUUUCUAUUAGUUAAGUACAGUUAGCUUUCUUGAACUGCAGCUUGAGACACUUGGGCCUUUUCUUCAGAAGACAUUUUCACACAGGAGGAAAGGCACUGGUGACAAUUAAUGAUGGCUGAAUUCUGUUUAGCUGCUUCAGUCUCAGGGUCCUGGUACUGUGCAUGCCUCCUCGCCGUCACUCAAGAUAUUUCGCAAACCUUUAUGAGCUUUGACUACAUGGAAGUCUGGCUACACAUCCACAGCUGAUUACAACUGAACAGACUCAUCUUGCCUCUUUUCUACUGUUUUUACGUUGGAGUUACUACACUUGUUAUUAGCAUUUUUCUCCACUAGAUGACACCAACGGUCCAUUAGGAUCUCCAACUGUUUGAACAAGUGGAGCUGCACCAAAUAUUCAGUAGUUUUAUUCAAUAACACACACUUUCUGCUUUUCUCAUGCUGUUCAAACCUCAUGUACUGGUGGAAAGAGAGAGACAGAGGGGGCCUAAUCAACUAAAGAUGAUUAGUGUUUGUUUCUCUUAACUAAUUCCCUUUGAGGAAGUGAUUUUUAAAGAUGUUUUUAAGUAAACAUCAUCAUAAAUGACCAGCAUGAAGUCUGUGAGGCUCCGGGAAUCCAACAGAGACAAACUGACACCACCCAACCAGCUGUAUCAACGGUUUUUAACCUUAAUCCUGUGAUAUACACAGGAAGAAGGAAGUUCCAGUUGAGGCUUUUCCGUUAUUAACAGCCCACUCAUCAGAAAAACCACAAAGAGAUACCUUUUAAUAACAGGGACGGAUUUAAAGGCUUUUUGACAAAGAUUUGUGUUUCAGCUGCAGCAGUAGAAAUGGCAGAGAAGAAGAGGAAGCGAUCCAGCUCCACCUCCAGCUCCAGCCAGCCAAUCGGCUCCUGCAGUGAGCUCAGUUGUGUUUCAGCUGCAGCAGUAGAAAUGGCAGAGAAGAAGAGGAAGCGAUCCAGCUCCACCUCCAGCUCCAGCCAGUCAAUCGGCUCCUGCAGUGAGCUCAGUUCACAGAUGAGUGGAACUGAGUCCACAGCUCCCAGUGUUGUCUCUAUGAAGAGUGAUGCAUCCAUGGGCCAGCCACUCAACUUUGGUGCUGAUAAGUUAAAACGUUUACACUUGGGGAGAAAGUCCACAGCUCCCAGUGUUGUCUCUAUGAAGAGUGAUGCAUCCAUGGGCCAGCCACUCAACUUUGGUGCUGAUAAGUUAAAACGUUUACACUUGGGGAGAAAGUCCACAGCUCCCAGUGUUGUCUCUAUGAAGAGUGAUGCAUCCAUGGGCCAGCCACUCAGCUUUGGUGUUGAUAAGUUAAAACGUUUACAGGUGAGUGGAACUGAGCCCACAGUUCCCAGUGUUGUCUCUAUGAAGAGUGAUGCAUCCAUGGGCCAGCCACUCAGCUUUGGUGUUGAAAGGACACAAAGCCAGCUGACUGGGGAGCCGUCCAGCUGUUCAUUGUGUGAGGAGGUUUUGACGGAUCCAGUCCAAUUAAUCUGUGGACACUGGUCCUGCAAACAGUGUGAUUUACCAGCAGACUACCCCUGCACAAAGUGUGGAAAGAGACUCAGAAAAGAUCCCAAACACCACACUGGUGACAGACAUCUUUUGACAGCACAGAAGAAUCUUAAAGAAGUAAUGCGAAAUAAAUUUACUUUGACGUAUGAAGGUAAUGGCGACCAACAGAGUUCUCUGAACAGCAUCUACACAACACUCUUCAUCACCACUGGAGAGAGUGAAGGGCCACAUGAAGAACAUGCGUCCAGACACAUUAAACAUAAAUUGGAACGACGAUCUUCUGAACAAUUAGUCAACCUCAGUGACAUCUUCAAACCUCUGCCUGGCCAAGACAAACCCCACAGAACAGUCCUGACAAAGGGUGUUGCCGGCAUUGGAAAAUCAUUUACUGUGCAGAAAUUCAUUCUUGACUGGGCUGAGGAGAAAACCAACCAGGACAUUGAUUUAGUUUUCAGUCUUGCUUUCCGAGAGCUGAAUUUGAGUAAAGAGAACAAAAGCUUGCACAAGCUCCUGACUGAAUUUCACCCUGUGCUCCACGAUCUGAAAGAUUCAGAGGAUUUCGUCAAAGCCAGAGUCCUGGUGAUCCUGGAUGGUCUGGAUGAAAGCAGACUUCAAUUGGACUUCGAGAACAAGCCGGUAACAUCUGUCAGUGAAGUAACAUCUGUAGGUAAUCUCCUCGCAAACCUCAUCCAGGGUAACCUUCUUCCUAAUGCUAACCUCUGGAUAACAUCCCGUCCAGCAGCAGCCAAUCAGAUCCCUGCAGAGUUUAUCGACAUGGUGACGGAGAUAAGAGGGUUCAGUGACCCACAAAAAGAGGAGUACUUCAGGAGGAGAUUUAGUCAUGACUUGAGCCUUGCUGAAAGGAUCAUUUCGCACAUUCGCUCUUCACAGAGUCUCGACAUCAUGUGCCAGAUCCCGAUCUUCUGCUGGAUUUCUGCCGUAUUAUUUCAGGAGAUCUUUGGGGAAGACGAGAAAGCUGAAACUCCUCAAACUCUUACAGAGAUGAUGGCACAUUUCCUGUUCUCUCAGACAAAACGCAGAAGCAGAAAAUAUGGCAACAAGACUGAGAAAAACAAAGAGAGACUUCUGAAGACACACAAAGAAUUUCUUCUGAAACUCGGCAAGCUUGCAUUUAUCCAUCUGCAGAAGAACAACCUUAUCUUCUAUGAUGAAGACCUGGAAGACUGUGGGAUUGACACAAAAGAAGCAUCUAUCUACUCUGGAUUUUGUACCGCAGUUCUCAGGGAAGAAGAAGCCUUUUCUCAGAAAAAGGUCUUUUUCUUUGUACACCUGACCAUACAGGAGUUCUUUGCAGCUCUUUUUGUCUAUGACUGUUUCACAAGCAAGAAUACAAAAGAGCUCGGCCACUUCCUCGAUCUGAAGGACAAAGAACAUACUUUACUUGAUCUUCUAAAGAUGACAGUUGACAAAGUGUUGGAGAAGCAGAACGGCCACCUGGACUUCUUCCUGCGAUUCCUCCUUGGCCUCAUGGUUGAACCCAACCGUAGAGUCCUUCAGGGUCUGCUGACAUCACCAGACCCAGGCCAAGAUACCGACAAGAAAAUCUUGACUCACCUCAAAGCCAUCCGAAGGAAGGCCCUCCCUCCAGACAGUUGCAUCAGCCUCUUCCAGAACAUGGUCGAGAUGAGAGAUCACAAAGUCAAAGAUGAGAUUCAGGAAUAUCUCAAAUUGUCAGAUCGUUCCAAAACAGAACUGACCCCCCUGCACUGCUCUGCGCUGGUCUACAUGCUGCAGGUAUCGAAGAAUGAUCUGGAUGUGUUGGACUUGAAGAGUUACAACACAUCAGAGGAAGGCAGAAGGAGGCUGAUACCAGCUGUGAGGAGCAGCAGAAAGGCUGUACUAGCAGACUGCAAAGUGACUGAAGAGUGGAUUGAGCACCUGGCCUUUGGUCUCAAGUUCCCCUACUUACCUCUAAGAGAUCUGGAUCUGAGCAACAAUGACCUGAAAGAUUCAGGAGUAAAGCUGCUCUGUGGUGGACUGUCGAGUCAAUGGUGCAGACUCGAAACGCUGAGGCUGUCAGGUUGUCUGGUCACAGAGGAAGGCUGUGCUUGUCUGGCCUCGGCUCUACAGUCCAACCCCUCCUAUCUGAGAGAGCUGGAUCUGAGCUACAACAAUCCAGGAGAGUCGGGAGAGAAGCUGCUCUCAGAGCUGAGGGAUGAUCCACAAUACAAGCUCAGCAUACUCAAUGUUGAACAUGGUGGAAGUCACCGGAUGAAACCGGGAUUCAAGAAAUAUGCCUGUGAGCUCACUUUGGACCCCAACACAGCCCACAAGAACCUCCUUCUCUCUGAAGGGAACAGAAAGGUGACCUGGGUGGAGGAGGAGCAGCCAUAUCCCGAUCACCUAGAAAGGUUCGAUCACUGCCAACAGGUGUUGUGUGAACAGGGUCUAACAGAGCGCUGCUACUGGGAGGUCGAGGUGUUCCGACCCUUCAACAUUGGAUUAACGUACAGAACCAUUGGCAGGAAAAGGGAUGUGAAUGAUUGCAAGCUGGGUUGCAACGAAAAGUCUUGGUGUCUGAUUUGCUCUAAUGUUGGUUGUUAUGUUCUGCACAACAACACGAAUGUCAAUGUAUCUUCCUUCAGCUCGCGCUCCAGUCGGCUGGGAGUGUAUCUGGAUUGGCCGGCUGGCACUCUGUCCUUCUACAGAGUUUCCUCCGACAGUUGCACCCGCCUCCAUACCUUCAAAACAACGUUCAAUGAGCCCCUCUAUCCUGCUUUUGAACUUCACUCUCAGUCCUCUGCAUUAUUUUAUCAGCAGACAUAAACAAACUUUCACUGCAUUCACACGAGCAACCAAGGGCGUAGCUUUGCAUGUGCACGGUUGGGACAUGUCUCAUACGAUCAAGGGACUACUGAAUUGUUCUUACCAAUAUUUUUAGCAAUCUAGACUGAUGUCGAUUUAGAAAACAAACAGGGUAAACCGUUCCUAUCCGUAAGUAUCAGGUCUAAGCAGAGUUGCCAGGUUUGUGUCUGUAAUGAGUCGGGUAUUUUUUCUAUAAGAGAAAUAUGGAUGGAGAAAGAGACAGGGAACGAGAUAUAAAGAGGACCGACACACCAGCUUUCUGUAAGCUGUGUGAGUACAACGGGGAGUUUGAAGCAGUUUGCAUGUAUGUCUGUUUGAGUAGCUAAAGAGUACUGAGAGUAGCUAAAGACGGCUCAAAAAGGUACUAGAUUGUGUCACGUGUCAAUUUGCACAUUCACGAUGUCAUAACCAUCAUGAAACAUCGUAUCCGUUUCUCUUAAAGCUGCAGUGAAAUGGAAGUUAGCGCGUCUUUAGCUUCAGGAAUAUGACAUAUUUCUGAGUGAAACGGCAUAUGUUGGUGGUUUUUUUAUGAGGGAUUUAAGUCAAAUCCUACAGAUUUCAGGAGAGGAGGAUACCGGUUAAAUAAAUAAAUCCUUUCGGCCAGACACACACGUCUUACUAAGAUAAUGCUCUGCUAGCUACCCACGAGCUAAGUGUGGUUUAGUAUGAUGGGAGUGGUAAGCUAGCACCUCAAAUCAGAUUUGAUAAGUUUAUGCAACCACCCCGUAAGUUUAAGAUGAGUUUUUAUGUUUUACAGUAAGAGAAAAGAGAGAGACUUUGAUAUGAAAAUACAAAAAAUAUUUUUUUCACAUAUAUUUAGUAUGUAACAAGAGAUACAUGAUUAAUUAACACAGGGACACCGUUUAUAGAUAGGUAAUUCUCUUGAAACAGUGUAAGUUUAGCACUGUUAAAUGUUCACCUCAGUUUCAGAUAGUAUCACUAAAAUAAAAUGUAAAAUAUAAAUCGAUAAUCAAAAGAAAAAAUCCAUUAAAACUAAUAAAAUAAGAUAAUACAAUGAUGGAAACGUGUUUGUGAAAGAGAGGAAGUGAAUACAAACACAUGACAAACAUGUCCCAACCAAUCGUAAAACCAAACCUACACCACUCCAGAAAUCUGCUGUUCCUAUUUUUAGUUUCCUUUUUUUUUAACCCUAUGCUAUAAUUUCCCAUUAAAAAGUCUAAACUCACAGAUGUAUUUCCACAGUCAGAAUCUCCUGCUGUCUGCUUUACUGAGGAAGAUUGAAGUCAUAGAUUUGACCAAUAACUGAAUGACCAAUAACUUUUAUGUGUGCAGGUUUGCAACGGGUUGACCACCGUUUGGCUUUUGAUUAAGUUUCAGUUGUUCGUGUUUGAAAAGUUUUCCUAUUCAACUUUUAGCUGUACAGGUUUGACCAACUUGUUUCUAAUGGAACAGAUUUAUCCAAAUAACUUUCAGCUGUGAUUAUUAGUGUUUUGGUGUUGUAAACAGCUGAUAGUUAUUCAGUUUAUUGCAGGUAUUGUAUGACUGUGUAGACAAGCAGAUCAGUAUAGAUGAGCAGUUUACUUGUUUUCAUGGUUUAAAGUCUAGGGCUGUAAAUAUGGAAGGUCUUUUUAAUUGUUUCAGUUAAGUUAGCAGCUGUACCUUAUGGUAUUUUGAGAGAAUUUUGAUGCUUCGGUAUAUUUAGCCGUAUUAAUUUGCUAGAUCGCUCUGGCUGGUCCUUCUCGAUGGGAAAACGAGGAGCCACAUUUCAUGUUGCGCCUAGUGUUACAGGGCCAGAUACAGGCAGAUACAUCUGUGUUUAGACUCUAUAUCAAUGACACCGGGAAAUAUAAAGAAAACUUUACUUGUGUUAUCUUUUAUGUUUGAAAAAAAGCAAAUAAUACAUUAAGGACUAAAGCUGCUCUUUCCUUCGUCUAUUCUUUCAAAAUUCUCUACACUAUCAACAUGCAAGUCGCUCAUAUAUUUUUUUAUUUUCACUUGUAACUCUGCCAACCCAGUGGCAGAAAUUGCUUGCUACAUUUAACUCUAAUCACGCCAUCUUUCUUUGUCUUUGUAUCUAUCAUGCAAUGAAUAUUGAGAAUGCAACUGAAUUAUGGAUGGGUUAACAAAACACGCGACACAGAAGACCACUCUUCGUUUCUCAUUUCCUACCAAGAGUCAGUGUUGGGUUCUUUUAACCCUCGCCGCAGUUGUUGCCAAACCUUAUCGAGGUGGUUAUUCUUUUAAACAUUACGACCAAAAUACCAACUGGCUUUUGUGCUUAAACCCAACCAAACAUUAACCACAGUGGUGGCAGAUCAGGAAAUGAUCAUAUGAGUCAUUUUUGUGACAGUGACGUUUGGGAAGGCGCCGACAAACAAUGUCGUCCCGCCAAUCAGACAAUACUGGGUCAUUUUUAAAGGCAAUGAGAAACAAUUCAUUUCAUGUUUAGUUUUUGAGGAUUUGUCAUGUCUGUAUACAUCUGUAUAAAUAGCUGACUGUCUUCUUAAAGCUUAAGAAAAUAGCGCAGUACUCUACUUUGAAUUCAAAUGUAUUAAAAUAGAAAAUAGAAAAACGUAUUAUGUUAUCAGCCACUAAUAAUGUUAUUUGCAGCUUUAACUGAAAUAUAUUGGUAUCAGUAUCAGCCUCCAUGUCUGUUGAGCUGUAUUAGCGUUGACUUUAUGCAGCAGCAUCAUGUAUUUUAAGUUGUGUGCCUUGUACUUGCUGAAUAUUGUAGGUUUGUGUCGUGUUUGUUAAAGUUGUUUUAAUUUUGGCAGCAGACUGCACAUGUCAGUCUGUCAGUCCACCACUUUUGUCCAGACAAACAACCACUGGAUGGAAUCCCAUCAUCAUGUCAACAUUUCAAUUCAUCCAACACUUUGGUUUAUGACUGAAUACCUUUUGAAACUAAUGACAUUCCCAUCAGCUGCAGAUGCCCUCUGUGUUUAGUGCUAAUUUGCAAACGCUAAACCAAGAUGGUGAACAUUGUCCUGCUAAACAUCAGCAUGGCAACUUUCUCACAAUGCUGAUGUUAGCAUUCAGCUCAAAGCACUGCUGCGUCUAAGUACAGUGUAAAGUACAAAUAAGAAAAAGAACAUUUUAUAUCUGAAAACUGCGUAUAUGCAUCUCCUAAAGUUACGGCUCACAGCUCCGUUUAAAGAUAAAUAUCAGGGGAGCCCUGGUAGCCUGGGGGUUAAGGCGGAGUACCACAUAACGGCCGGGGGACGUUUGUUUCACGUCUCUCUCUACUGCCUGUCAAAUAAAGUUUAACUGGCCAAAAAUAAUCUUUAAAAGAAACACAGUGGUAACAGCAUCAGAUUUCAACAGUUCAUGUCAGCUGAUCUGCAUUAGCUUUGACUUUGUAUUGUGUUUAAAUUGUGUGCAUACAGAAGUGUGUGUCCUUAAUUCUGUAGGUUUGUGUUGUGUAUGUAGAAGUUGUUCCAACCAUUGUAGGGGACUGUGUUACCUGUUUUUAAUUGUGUUUAUGUCCAACCAUUUUUAUCAUUUCGAGUUUGCACUUCAAAGACGGUUUAUAUCACAGUUUUAAGCACCUUGUAAAAUUCCUAAAUACUGCGUCACUGUGACGAUAAAAUAUUAUGUGGCAGAGAAAUAGAAGCUUUUCCAAAUGAAUUUAAAAAAACUCUGGAUUUGGGUAUUUCAGAUUUUCCGUGUUAAAAAUGAUAAAUACAUGUGUCGAUUAUUCAUAUACAGUAUAUUCAUAUUUGCUGCUUACAUGUCACGUGUUUUACCUUUAUGUUGACAUGUUUCUGUUUCAAUGUUUGAUGUAAUCAGUGUUUCCAUGUAAACUAUUAAUACAAAUGAAGAUGUUUACUUUUCA